Molecule: messenger RNA, 2292 nt
Organism: Colletotrichum truncatum
Lineage: Eukaryota; Fungi; Ascomycota; Sordariomycetes; Glomerellales; Glomerellaceae
Biological process (GO): nuclear-transcribed mRNA catabolic process, nonsense-mediated decay
Cellular component (GO): telomerase holoenzyme complex
Molecular function (GO): protein binding; telomeric repeat DNA binding; telomerase RNA binding
Source: RefSeq, a predicted model, not a curated record
AUGUCGAACAACGCACAAUCGGGCCAAGCGGCAGACAUUGAUAACCUAUUGAUUAAGUCACGCCGAAGGCAAGCAGAUGCCCAGCGGCAAAAAUGUGAGGUUUGCAAAAAGCAGCUACCCUUAAACUCCGACUUGCAAAGGCAUCUCGAAGAGAACCACCCAAACCAUCCCGAUACGAUAAGAAAUGCCCAACAAACUAAUUUAAUAGAAAAAGCACCCUUAAAACCUAAAGACCGACGAGACCAUGUACCACAAGCCGCUUCGUCAACCAAAUCAAAACCUACACCGAAGGCACACGCCGCUAGCAAUGACGACCCUAGUGCCCAAACACUCAGUCCGGAGGAGGACCAGGGCCGGAGGUUAAAGAGUCCGGCUUCCACACGGAGCCUUAAGAGUAAAAGGGAUAACGACGAAUCUUCUCUACCACCAAAGCGAAGUCGAGCUCGUGCACCGAUACAGGCCGGUUCCGCCACUCGCACAUCAGAUAACGAGUUUCGAAGGGAGCCAACACAGAAGAAUAGGAAACUUUGGACUCCUGAUGAGGAGCCUCCUAGAAGGAGGGAUACGACGGAAUCUCCUAGAACUUCAGCCCCUAGAUCCUUUGAACCACGCGAGUCACAAACGCCAGAGAUAGACAACACCGAAGUCCUUAUUAAACAACCUGAAACUCGACCUAUAUCACAAGAACAAUUAGUCGCAGAGGUUAAGGGUAUAUACGCCGGGCUUGUUAUGGUCGAAAGUAAAUGUAUCGAAGUCGAUAAUGCCCAAAGCUCAACAACAACAGAAACAGGGCCCAAACUAAACAACGAGCAGUGGCAGGCUCUUAUUGCUUUGCACCGCACAUUAUUACACGAGCAUCAUGACUUUUUCUUGGCUUCGCAGCAUCCUUCCGCAAGUCCUGCCUUACGCCGGCUUGCAAGCAAAUAUGCCAUGCCAGCACGUAUGUGGCGGCAUGGCAUCCACUCGUUUCUGGAACUUCUUCGGCACCGUCUUCCGGCAUCUUUAGAGCAUAUGCUCACUUUCAUUUAUCUUGCCUACUCAAUGAUGGCGUUGCUGUACGAAACCGUUCCCACCUUCGAAGAUACAUGGAUCGAAUGUCUCGGAGAUUUGGGAAGAUAUCGUAUGGCAAUUGAAGAUGACGACCCGAAGGACCGUGAAGUCUGGACGGCUGUAAGUCGUCACUGGUAUUCAAAAGCAAGUGACAAGGCUCCCACAACCGGGCGCUUAUAUCACCACUUGGCAAUUCUGGCGCGCCCAAAUGCGCUGCAGCAGUUAUUCUAUUACACCAAAUCCCUUUGUGUGCCCAUUCCGUUUCUUUCCGCCAGGGAGUCAAUCAUGACCUUAUUUGAACCUCAUCUUAAUGGGUCUCCCACACGGUUAUUAGAAGUUGAUGCUGCAUUUGUGAGGGCUCAUGGAAUUCUGUUUUCCGGCCGAAACCAAGACAAGUUUACAUCUUCUGUGGACGAAUUUAUUGGUAGCCUUGAUAACCAUAUUAGUAGAAAUACUCGUCGGUGGAUGGACAGCGGUUAUCAUAUUGGCAUUGCUCUGGGUUGCUCAAUACUCGAAUAUGGCAGCGAGUCGAAUGUCAUCAUGCGGGCAAUCAAGUCGAGCCGGGCUGAGGACUCUGAUAUUCCGAUGGAAGGAAUGGAUACGGCUCCGAGUCAGAAGUUCCUUGAUGCUUUGGACUUCGCCUGUCGCACUCACGACGUUAUCUUUCGUCGAUUUGGCGACCCAAACGUCAUCCCAUACGUUCACGUUACGCUGUCCUUCUUAUACCAUAUGUCACACUUUCCAACUGCCAUGGCGUAUAUCGAGGAUAAACUGCCGUGGAAGCUUAUCUCUCUCUUACUAAAUACCCUUAUGGAUGGAAAUACGUUAUUUGAAAAGAUUGAGUCAGAGGACUUCCCUCGUCCCGAAAAGGAGAGCCCUCGUCCUUUACCUGAGGAUUUUGCGCAGCGCGGGCUGUUGUGGGUGGACAAGUAUUAUCCUAAUGACUGGUUCACUGCCAGCAAAAUCGACGACGAGGAGAAGUACUUUGAGGUGCCAUCAAUGACGGACGAGCGUCAGGACCGAUGUCUUUGGUUGGCAUGCCGGCUGGCGUCUUCAGGUAGGCAUUUGACUUAUGACAAGGAAGCGAGACAAUUCAACGUUACACCGCAGUACGACAUUAGGAUUGCGAACCUUCCUACUGUGUCAGACUCGGUGGGAGGUACACCUCCGCAACCUAAUAGAUGGGGGCGAGGGGAUGACGGCGACGUGGACAUCCCGGAUGCCCCUGCCACAACGGUGUAA